AUGGGCUCUUCCCAGAGGACCCUCAAACACCCACACCUGUGUCUGCUAAUAUGGACAAGCUGCCCUGACCAUCUGGACAAUAUUGGAGAGUACCUCACUCUGAGACUGCGUCGGAGCCUGCAAAGAGAGAGAAACGGGCAUGUGAGUGUGGCUCUGCAAGUGACGGAGAAGCUGCUGUCAGCCUGUGACUCACGAAAGCUCCAGUUGAUUGUCCAGUUGAUUGUGGAUAGCUACUUGGAUAUACUGCAUAAUAUGCUGGAAACGAGCAACACAGAACUGCAUAUCAUGGCCACCAAUUCGUUUGUGAAGUUUACCGAGCGAGAGGAAGGGAACACCCCCUACCACAGACAGUACGACUUCCUCAUCCACCGCUUUGCCUCUCUUAGCCUCACCAAGAAUGUCGACGACGCCGAUAAAUAUCACGAGACGCGGAUGGCUGGGUUGCAAGGGCUGAGGGGAGUGAUAAAGAAGAUUGGUCGGCAAGACAACCUCCAGAUGAACAUUUGGGACCUAGAUCACAUGAACAAGAUAGUGCCGCCCUUCCUCUUCAAUAUGCACAGUCACAGUGUCGCCCAGUCAAGAGAGUCUGGUGAGAUCCAGCCUGUUGUGGAGGAGGGGGACAGUCUGGGGGGGUAUUCUCAGGAUAGUCUCACUGAGCUCAUCACUUUUGCCGGACUCUCUCACAUCGAUAGUGUCCUCAAGCCAAUACUGCAACACUUUGACCUAAACAAACUAUGGAUAUCGGACAAGGAAUUCACAGCUGGUGUGUACGUCAUUGUUGUGGAAGCCAUGCAGCCCUCCAGUGUACAGUAUCUAACACAGACAGGAUCGGUACAAGGCCGUCCAGUCGCUGGUGGACCACCUGGAUGCCAAGGUGAACUGGAUGCCAAGGUGAAGGAGACUAAACAAGGGAUCCUCGGCACACUCUCUAAGUGUGUUGCCGUGGCAGCAGACAGCUCUCUAGGUCCGUCUGUACUGGAUAUAUUCCGUACACUGGUCCGCCACCUCCGUAUCUCCAUAGAAACUGUUUCAGAAGGCCCCUCUGACCUCACGUCCUCUCUGACCCGGGGUCUUGAUAGCGGAGCCACCACUGGACUGUCUGUACAUCCUCUGGCAGCUCAGGACACUCAAAACAGGUGA
Molecule: messenger RNA, 1140 nt
Organism: Halichondria panicea
Lineage: Eukaryota; Metazoa; Porifera; Demospongiae; Suberitida; Halichondriidae
Product: protein EFR3 homolog B-like
Exons: 10
Coding region: 1-1140 (379 amino acids)
Biological process (GO): protein localization to plasma membrane
Cellular component (GO): plasma membrane
Source: RefSeq, a predicted model, not a curated record